UAUUUUAGUUGUUAUCUUAAAAAUUUCAUUAAAUCGAUUCUGAAUAUAAAAUAUGUCUGCAAAUCAAAAUAAUGAUAUCGUGAAUAAUACUCAAGACCUCAAACACAACAUUGGUGUUGAAAAAUUGGAUGAGAUCAAAGAUGAUAUUAGCAACCAAAACCUUUCUUUAAAUGAUUCCAGUAAUCAUUUAACUAUUGAUGAGGAUUCUACACUACCAACAUCUGAAAGAAAUCGUAGAGCAAUCGAAAAGCUAAAUCACAUUAGCCAAAAUAUCAACAUCUUAAAUCAGAGAGUUGUGUCCCCACCUCAGGUUAUUCCGUUACAAAUUGAGGAGUUUAAUGAAUGUACAGGUGACGAAUUAGAAAAGUAUAUCAAUAGUAUUGAUUGGAGUAAAAGGAUUAGAAAUGUACUUAAAAAUUCAACUAUUGAUGUCGAUAGAGUUCUAGCCAGAUUCGAGAAAAGCGAAAGUAGGAAAGCUGCUGAUAAACCUCUGGAGAAUAUUGUAGAAUAUGCUUCCACAAAUAAUAACACCCAUACUAUUGAAAAUAUUGCACAAUAUAAAAGCACUUGCAAGUGGAUGGAAUGGGUUAGGAGCCUUAAAGGUGGUGCCAGAACUACAUAUGCUGAUUUACACAGUGAAGAAUUGCUUCAAGAAUUUACUCACAACAUGGGCCAGAGCAUGGAGGAUCUCUUAAAAGAAGUUGAUGUGGACGAUGUUCUAUCUGAAAACAUUGACGAUAACGUAUUUGUAGAGAAUACGACAAUACAAUUGGGUAGUGAAAAAAAUGACAAAGUGGCAGUCUUCAAUAGCGAAAAUACAGAGAAGAACAUUGUGCGAGGAGCUAAAGAGAGAGCUACAAAUCCUUACUAUGAAAAGGCUGAACACUGUCAUGAUCCAAAGAAUAUGGGGAAUGCAUAAUUAGUGAUAUUGCUUCAUCAAUUAAAAUUAAAUUAUGAGAAAAAUGAGAACUGAUUAAUAAGACUUAAAUGUUGUCAAUGUCUGCGAUUUAACAUAAUAAUUUUUGAAGGAAAAUUAGGAUGUAGUCAUGUUUAUA
Molecule: messenger RNA, 1055 nt
Organism: Teleopsis dalmanni
Lineage: Eukaryota; Metazoa; Arthropoda; Insecta; Diptera; Diopsidae
Exons: 3
Coding region: 53-919 (288 amino acids)
Source: RefSeq, a predicted model, not a curated record